This is a messenger RNA of Corvus hawaiiensis (hawaiian crow), 592 nucleotides long. Its product is annotated as histone H3. Gene Ontology annotation, cellular component: nucleosome. Lineage: Eukaryota; Metazoa; Chordata; Aves; Passeriformes; Corvidae. The transcript has a single exon. The record is from RefSeq and is a predicted model, not a curated record. Gene Ontology annotation, molecular function: protein heterodimerization activity; structural constituent of chromatin; DNA binding. Bases 6 to 416 code for a protein of 136 amino acids.
UUGCCAUGGCGCGUACGAAGCAGACGGCGCGUAAGUCGACGGGCGGCAAGGCGCCCCGCAAGCAGCUGGCCACCAAGGCGGCCCGCAAGAGCGCGCCGGCCACGGGCGGCGUCAAGAAGCCGCACCGCUACCGGCCCGGCACGGUGGCGCUGCGCGAGAUCCGGCGCUACCAGAAGUCCACGGAGCUGCUGAUCCGCAAGCUGCCCUUCCAGCGCCUGGUGCGCGAAAUCGCGCAGGACUUCAAGACCGACCUGCGCUUCCAGAGCUCGGCCGUGAUGGCGCUGCAGGAGGCCAGCGAGGCCUACCUGGUGGGGCUCUUCGAGGACACCAACCUGUGCGCCAUCCACGCCAAGCGCGUCACCAUCAUGCCCAAGGACAUCCAGCUGGCCCGCCGCAUCCGCGGCGAGCGCGCUUAAGUUUCCUGCCGCAGCUCACGUAGACCCAAAGGCUCUUUUAAGAGCCGCUACAUGCACAUGAAAAAGAGCUGUAGCACUGUUACAGAUUUCCCUUGAAAAGCACCUGGGGUGCUUUGCGAAAUAGUGAAAGAACAGGUGCUUUAUGAACACUAGAUGAGGAGACAAAUCGAAUGGGG